UUGACAUGGCGGCGGCAGGUUCCAGUUCGAAAGAUAUUUUAUCAGAAGUCAGAACAUUUAUUGCUGGCACUAGUAACGAGAAGUCCAUUAGCCAUGAGAGCUUGGCCAGAUCAGCCCUUCAUCUUCUGCAGACUCUGCCAGUGGCUAGACAUGCUGUGUUAGAACACCUCUGCUCCUUGUUUGACGAGGCCGUCAAACUCCACAUCCUCCAGAGUGAUGACCCAGCCGGUCAAGAGGAAGGAGAAUCUGAUUUAGAUGGUGUCAUACAAGACGUGUGUGGUGUUCUCUUCAACUUCAUAAAGACCAACCCUCUGGCGUGGGCACCGAUCAUCUCAAAUUGGUCACUAGAGCUGCUGGGACACAUCAGCUGUAAAUAUGCUGGUCAGUGUGGACUAUCCCCCUCCUCCUCCCUCAAUGAACUCCUCCAAAUGUGGGUCACCUGUAAACCAACAAAGUCCCUCAUGGAGGUAGCCACAGAGUGCUUUGCUGCGAUGGUUGGCAGUGCACCAGAUGUGUGUGUAGAUGCCUUACUCGAAGCCUCUGUCAAAUACAGUCCCCAUUUUGAUUGGGUUGUUGCACACAUUGGCUCCUGUUUCCCAAACACAAUUAUCACCAGAGUGUUAAUGUGUGGUCUUAAGGACUUCUGUCACCAUGGAAACAAGAGGCCAGAUAUGGAGACGAGGGGUGAUGAGAAGGUUCCUAAAAUGGACUCUGUUGUGGACAUUCUGGGUCAUCUGGCAUCUAAACACAGACAGGACAUCAGGGGGGCCCUCAUGAAACUUUUUGAGGAGAGUAUGAAGUCUGACAGUGAAGUAGUGAAGGUGACCACGGUUCCUUUUCUGUUAGAGCUGGCUUCCAGGUCAGACAUGCUUCUACAAGUCCUCAGUACGGACCUCAUCAAAUCAUUAAAUCCUGAAUUGUUAAACAAACUGCAUGUGAACUUUGAACCUUGGAGGAGAAGAAAUGCCCCAGAAUAUUUAAGUUUGAUCAGCCUGGUGGUUCAGCUGAUUAAGAAGAUUGACUUCACAACAUUAGAAGUUCUGGAAUUUCUACUGGGGAUAGCUUCACCAGACAACACAAAUAACUGUCCAUGUCCUGAGGUUCAAGAAGUUGGGGCUAUCAUUCUUAAUCGCCUCAUCUUUGAGCUCCAGAGAUCAGUCUUUCACAAGCGGAGGAAUGCAUCUAUUGAUGUCCCGUUUUUAUCCUCAUUGGUUGAUCAGUCAACAAACAUACUCAGGUUACUGCUGGACAGUAAGGGAUCAAGAGGGGACUGGUUGUUGAGGAUAGUGGCCUAUAUUGGUCUGUAUAGUGGAGAAGACUUAACAAGUGAUUUAAUGGUUUACAUAUUGUGCAAUGCAACAUCACACACUCAGCUGUGCCGCUUUGUACAGCUACAGAGCAUUGUUGAGGUGAAGCUGGGGGAUAUUCUGCCUGUGGUGGUCCAGAAAGUGACAGAUAAACUGAGGUCCUACAAAAUCCCACAGCCUAAUGUCAUACUGGGUAACAUACUGGCCAUCUUAGAGUGGGAAAAGUCAACCAAGUCUCUCAGUGAGAGAUCCACUUUGUUAUUCUGCAUAAAGAAGCAGUGGGAAGCUUUUCUGCCUUUGUUGACCAAUGAUGACCUUCACCUUGUUUUAGAGACAGUCAAGGUCAUCAAUACUCUGGAAAUCCCCACCAAUAUUUCAAGUGCUAAUGCACUCAAACUGUGUUCAACUUUACUUCAUUUCUUCUUCAGAUCAUUAGAAGUUGAAGACACAAGGCUAUCCUCAUCCAUGUUCCAUGCUUGUCGAGAGUGUCUUAAAUUCCUGUGUAAGGAGACUUUUAUCCAGUGUAUAGCUCUCAGAUUUCUCAUUGAAAGUUUGUUCAUAAAGGACAUUGCUAUUUUAUUUGGUGCAAAGCGAGAUCUUCCUAUAUCAAAGUUUGAAAAAGAGAAGAAAAAUUUUCAGUCUCUUUAUGAUGCUAACAGAAAGCAAGGCUUGUCUACAGCCCUCCACAGAUCUCAGUCCACUGUAUUUCAUGCAGGGGUCAUAGGUCAAGGGUUAAGGACAUCAACAUCAGGUCCUGUCCUCCCAAAGGUUCAUAUUGACAGAAAUAAGCAGUGUCUAAUGAGUAUUUUGAGAUGUUGUUCUCAUCAAACAACACACACAGAGGAGGUGACUUCUCCUACUGUGGAGGGGGCAAUGGAGGUUGAUGAACCCUUAAUGACUCCCUCUCAGGGCUGGAGUGUGUCUGGAGAUCUGAGCCGGAUGAUUGGGAGUUUGGUGACUGAACUGAUAACUCCAGAUGUUCUGUAUAACAACAGAUUCUGGCCGGAGGAGGAAUCCAUACAGAUGACUGUAGAGAGGGAUUUACAAAUUUACAAAACAAUGGAAGACAAUCCAGUCUUAUGGCAAAUCCUUGACCUUUAUGCUUCAAGUCCCCUGACUAUGUGUAGGUGCUCUCCCGUUCUGAAGUCUCUGACGGCAUCACUUAUGAUCCACUUUGAAUCAUCGAGAGAGAGGACAGCGAGGAAUACUCCUAAACAGCUGGAAGCAGCAAGCCAUCUGAUCAGAUAUCUUGGAAAGAGUUGUCUCCUCCCAGCUCCACUGAAACAUGUAUCUGAAUUGUUCUACCUUGCUACUUCCUAUGAGGUCUACUUACUGUUGUUGUCUGUAUGGAAAUACAUGAAGGAGUUUCCUCCCACUGAAGAUCCUGAUGAGGUCAACACAAGAGGAUGUGAACCGAGACAUGUAGAGACGAUCAAGGCGAUUAUGCAUAAUAAUAUUGACACCAUGGGGAUCUACUAUGGACGAUUUUUCUCAAUGUUUUCUUCCUCAGAUUAAUAAAAUUAAAUACACAUU
Messenger RNA from Saccostrea echinata, 2840 nucleotides. RefSeq names its product integrator complex subunit 5-like. Gene Ontology annotation, cellular component: integrator complex. The record is from RefSeq and is a predicted model, not a curated record. Lineage: Eukaryota; Metazoa; Mollusca; Bivalvia; Ostreida; Ostreidae. The coding region runs from base 6 to 2822 and encodes 938 amino acids. The transcript has 22 exons. Gene Ontology annotation, biological process: snRNA 3'-end processing.